This is a messenger RNA of Fusarium fujikuroi IMI 58289, 3669 nucleotides long. Its product is annotated as related to nonribosomal peptide synthetase MxcG (component of the myxochelin iron transport regulon). The coding region runs from base 1 to 3669 and encodes 1222 amino acids. The record is from RefSeq and is a predicted model, not a curated record. The transcript has 6 exons. NCBI's taxonomy places the organism in Eukaryota, Fungi, Ascomycota, Sordariomycetes, Hypocreales, Nectriaceae.
AUGGCUGUCGACAAGGCAACACCGGCAAACUGUGGGAGAAGAUUAAUCCCACAGAUUCUGGAUGACCUCGCAGCUGCUGAGCCCGAUCGCAUCAUUUACUCUUUCGCCAAGUCCCCGAACCUGUCGCAAGGUUUCCGCCAUGUAUCAGCUCGUACUUUUACGAAAGCGGUCGACAAGACUGCCUGGCUACUUCAAAAGGAGCUGGGACGAACGUCAGAGAUCCGUGCCGUGGGUUAUAUCGGGCCCCACGAUCUGCGACAGAUCCUGUUGACAUUCGCCUGUAUUAAAACUAAUUGCGCUGGCUUGUUCCUUUCCCCAAAGAACAGCACCGAGGGUGCUCUAGCCGUUCUUGAGGCGGCGAAUUGUAACAUCUGGGUCAACCCCGCUGGUGGGAAGCCAGCACAGCUCGUGAAUGACUUUUUACAGCAACGACCCAUGCACGUCAUGGUGCUGCCCGAGCUGAAAGAGCUUCUCCCCGAAGACGAGGGCGAGCUGGAAAACGUGGAGCCGUUUCCUUACACAAAGCGCUGGGACGAUGCGAUUAACGACACGUUCUGCAUCCUCCAUACUUCGGGCUCCACCGGCCUGUCGAAGCCCAUCUCAUGGACACACGGGCUGAUCGGUACUGUGGACGCUGUCCGGCUGCUGCCCCCUCACGAGGGCAUGGAGCCCUGGGCGAAAGGUUGGGAUGAUGGCGAUACACUGUACUCGACAUUCCCUUUGAGCCAUGGAGCAGGGAUCUUGAUGGACGUGGUUAUAUCGCCGCUGUUUGGGCUACACUGCGUCCUUGGGCCUCGUGACGUGAUACCCAAUCUGGAACUCAUAUCGUCCAUGGCGGACAACAUCAAGAUCGACAUCUGGAGCAUGAUUCCUUCGCUCACGGAUGAGCUUGGCGAAGCACCCGACAUUUUGCCAAAAUUGAGCAGAUCCAAAUUCAUCUGCGCUUCAGGAGGACCUGUGAGCAAUCAUUUGGGCUCAAAAGUGAAUGAGCAUGUUCGCGUUUUGAACUUGACAGGAACGUCAGAAGGUUUGUUUAUCGGCAACCUGUGGGUAGACAGACAGGAUUGGCAUUGGUUUGCCUUUCAUCCUUGGUCCGGGUUUGACUUCAAGAUGGUUGAGCCCGGCCUUUACGAACAGUGGAUUCAUCGCAACGAGCACGCUGAGUUCUUCCAAGGUCUCUUUCAUACCUUUCAAGACGUAAACAGUUUCAACUUCAAGGAUCUGUAUGUUCAACACCCGACUAAGCCAGGAUUCUGGGCGUCACACGGCCGAAGCGAUGACGUUGUGGUGCUUUCCAAUGGAUACAAGAUCUCGCCCCUUGAUACAGAGGCCCUCGUCACAUCCCACCCGGCUGUUGAUGGCUGUCUCAUGAUUGGAUCGGGCAAGCCACAAGCCGGCCUCCUUAUUGAGCUGAAAGACCCAACCAUCAAGAGGGACGGUGAUGAUGCUGAAGCGCUCUUCAACAGCAUCUGGGCUGUAGUCGAAAGGGCUAACUCCCUGUCUCUGCACAAGAACCAGUUGCACCGAGACUUUAUCGCCUUUUCUGAAGCAGGAAAGCCUUUCAUCCGUACUGACAAACGCACUAUCAAACGUCGGGCUACCAUGGCGCUGUAUGCCGACUACAUCGAGCGCUUCUACCAGUCGCGUGGGGAGGAUGACAGCGAUGCCGAAGUUGCGGCGCUUGGGCUGCUGGCGAUCGACACAGCAUCCUUGGACUCAACAACUCGUGCAAUUCGGCAUAUCCUGGCUUCGAUCGUGCUUGCAGUCAAAGACGCUCCAGUGGAUGCUAAUCUAUUUACUGUUGGGUUCGAUUCGUUGCUUGUGUUCAAGGCUACCAAGGCGGUAGCGGCGGUCACAGAUUUGGGGGGAAUAUUUCUACCAAGAAACUUCUAUGCUGGACCAACGAUUGAGGGCAUCGCUGCAACUGUUGUACGAUUGGCUGCCGAGCGCAGAGCCACGACAACGAACGGCACUACUACCUCAUCGUCGACCGAGCAGCAGCAACAAGAUCCGCAAGAAGCCAAGAUCAGAGCCAUAAUGAACCGACACAAGGCUCUUCUAUCCUCCAAGCUUGGCCCGAUGGACCUCUUCGGCGGGAACAUGUACGAGGGGAUCAAUGUCUUCAUUCCCCUCUGCCCAGGUGUCUCGUUUGAACAGGCCUACAAAGUUCUCCAGCGAGGUCUGGUUCGCGCCAUGGAGAUCGUGCCGGCUCUCGCGGGCAAAGUCAUACCAUGUUCGGAGCACGAGAUUGGAUACAAGAAGGGAGAUGUUCGAAUCAGUCUGCCUCCACUGCCUUCUACAGCCUUGGGUAUCACUCCUUCCGAGGAGCCCAGACAAUUGCGCUUCCGCGACCUCUCGACCAUCCUGCCAUCCUAUACCGAGCAGCGCGCCUCUGGAUUCCUGACCUCGGCUUACCCUGACGAGCUCCUGACUAAUUGUCCCUCCUUUCCUGACCUACCUACGGAUGUACUCAACGUGCAGGCCAACUUUGUCGACGGCGGCUGCGUCUUGGCCUUCAAUGUUCAUCAUCACGCGUUUGAUGGUAUCGGCAUGUUGAUUGCGCUAACGGUAUGGGCAGAAUGCUGCCGAUUCGUCCAGGGCGAUCAGUCUGCGACUUCCGAGUGGCUGCACCCAGAGAGUCUCAAUCGCGACAUGCUGUCUAUCUUGUACGAGGUGGAGGGCUUCGCAAAGCCGGCGUCUGAGGUCGACCCGAGAGUUUGGGGCUUUUUACCAUAUGCUGAUCCGGCGCUGAAGCGCAAGCAUCAGGAGAAACAGGAAGACAUAGACAUGACAGAGGCAGCCGCGGUCAAUGGACAUGCCACUGAGCCCAACGUUAAGAGGGCUCGUUUGUCUCGUUAUCUGCCUGAGCCGCCUGUACUCCCCAGCUGUGAGAAUUGGCCACCCGCGCCCCGCGCCGAUGGUCGCACGUUGACGGCAUCGACCUUCGUCAUCUCAGCCGAGAAAGUUGAGAAACUCCAGAAGAGCGUCGAGGCUGCCGAAGCCGCGAACCCGGAAAGUCAAAACCUGAGCAAGGAAUCAGGAUCGCUAUCUCUCGGCGAUGUGCUACAGGCCUUUUUCUGGCGCGCCGCCGUCCGGGCACGUCGCCCUGCCGAGAACUCCUCCUCCGAUGACAUGUCUAUCAUCGAGAUGCCAACUGACGUCCGACCUUACUUCAGUUCGCACCUCCCGCCAACAUACAUGGCCAACUGUGUCAUCAUGAACCGGCAGCACAUGUCCGUCUCGGAGCUCUGCUCUUCCCAGGCAUCUCUCUACAAAAUUGCCCAAAUAUGUCGUGAGGCUCGCACUCGAGUGGAUCAAGAACUUGUACACGAUGCCUUCAGUCUACUACAUACGAUUAAAGACAACAGCCCAGGGAACCAUACAACGGCGUUCCUUGGCCAGGGCAUCCAGGACGGACCACAUUCGCUCUUCAACAACAUGAUGCUCUUCCAAGCGAGCGAUAUUGGACCUUUCGGCGGCGGUAUAUUCGAAGCACCAGAGGCAGUGAGGGUCCAGAUGGAUUGGCUGAACAAAGCCUUUAGAAGUCUGUUCAUUUUGCCGAUGAGGAAAGACGGCGGUGUCGAGUUGCUGCUGGGGACCUUGCCCGAGGAACUCGAUGCGAUGAAGAAUGAUCACGAGUUUAUGCAGUUUGCCGAGUUUCUUGGAUAG